AUGUUUGACGUUGUCUGCCUCGUCUCGGAGCACUCGAUCGCUUCAACAGCUUCAGAUGACCGGCCAGUAUACAUCACUACGCCUAUAUUCUAUGUCAAUGCAGCGCCUCAUAUUGGGCAUAUGUACACCAUGAUACUGGGAGACAUAAUGAAGAGAUGGCACACUUUAUGCGGAAAGAGAGCUAUAUUGUGUACUGGGACUGAUGAGCAUGGCAUGAAGAUUCAACAAGCAGCUGCCCUUGCCGGCAUCAAAAGUAAAUCGUUCUGCGACGACGGUGCCCAAUUGUUCAAGAAUCUAGCAAGCGAAUGUAAUGUUGAAUACGAUCGGUUUAUACGGACUACCGACAAGGAUCACAUAGAAGCUGUGCAGUAUGCUUGGUCCAUGCUGGCGGAUCGGGGCUACUUAUAUGAGUCGAAGCAUGAAGGCUGGUAUGCCGUUAGUGAUGAGACCUUCUAUCCUACUUCUCAAGUGCAUAGUGUGCUAGACACAGCAACUGGGAAAACGAAGAAUGUCAGUAAAGAGACAGGUAAAGAGGUUCAAUGGGUUUCAGAGAUCAAUUACCGAUUCCGACUCUCAGCUUUUCGAGAAAGGUUGUUGGAAUGGUACAAAGAUAAUCCGCGCUGGAUCCUGCCAGACGUGCGAAUGCAGGAUAUCGUUCGUGGCGUGGAAGCUGGCACGGACACUGAAGAUUUGUCCGUUUCGCGGCCCUGUGCACGAUUAACAUGGGGGAUACCUGUGCCUACCGACUCAAGUCAAACCAUAUAUGUCUGGUUAGACGCUCUCAUAAAUUAUAUCACUGCUGCAGGGUUCCCAUGGACCCCGGGACAGGAGAGUAUAGGUGGCUGGCCAGCCCAUUGUCAGAUCAUCGGCAAAGAUAUCAUGCGCUUUCAUUGUAUUUACUGGCCCGCAUUCCUGAUGGCCCUUGACAUUCCCCUUCCCAAACAAUUUCUGACUCAUGGCUACUGGCUUCUCGGCAAAGAACGCAUGUCCAAAUCAACUGGCAACGUGAUCAACCCCUUUUUCGCACUCGACCGGUUCGGUGUGGAUAAUCUGCGCUGUUUCCUUGCUCUUCACGGUAAUGUUACUAAAGAUAGCAGCUACAGCAACUAUGCAAUAUACGACACAUACCAGACUAUUCUCCGCAAUCGAAUCGGCAACUUAGUCUCUCGCCUGCUGAAGGGCAAGUGGAGCAUCCGCCGCGCCGUCAUGGAGACGACGGAAAAACACAGCCAGAAUCGUGAGUAUGUUGAUAUGCGUGCACACAUAAAGAAAGCUCGCGAUAUUGCUUCGCAGAUGAUGGCAAACAACGACGUCAAUCAGGCACUUCAGGCCAUUAUUGAGUUGCCGCUGCAUGCAAAUGCCUUCAUCCAACAGACCGAGCCAUGGAUGCUGGUCAAGAAGAAAUCGAACGAGGAGAAUGCUAAGGGGCUCAAUAAGCCGCUUGACAUUACCAUAUUCCAUGCUGUCGAGUCGAUCAGGGUCUUGGGCAUCUUACUGCAGCCGUUCAUGCCCGGCAAGGCCAGGCAGUUGUUGGACAUGCUGGGUGUGAGCGAGGAGAAGAGGACGUUGGCACAUUGUGAAUUCGGUUGCGAUCGGACUUAUGGGGAGUCGCCUGACAUACCUGAGGGCGAGGCAGGGAUGUUAUUCCCACCGCUGGCUUCUACUGAGUGA
Molecule: messenger RNA, 1671 nt
Organism: Pseudovirgaria hyperparasitica
Lineage: Eukaryota; Fungi; Ascomycota; Dothideomycetes; Acrospermales; Acrospermaceae
Product: methionine-tRNA synthetase
Exons: 6
Coding region: 1-1671 (556 amino acids)
Biological process (GO): methionyl-tRNA aminoacylation
Molecular function (GO): methionine-tRNA ligase activity; ATP binding
Source: RefSeq, a predicted model, not a curated record